Racocetra persica is the source of this 670-nucleotide messenger RNA. The record is from the annotation of a GenBank genome assembly. NCBI's taxonomy places the organism in Eukaryota, Fungi, Glomeromycota, Glomeromycetes, Diversisporales, Gigasporaceae.
AUGAUUCAAAUUCUUCCUAAUGAGUUGCAGAUCGAAAUAUUAAUAUAUGUUGUUACAGAAACAGGUUUUCAGAUAUUUGGCACUUUACGAACUGUUUGCAAAAAGUGGAAUGCUUUCGUUCCUUUAGUAACGCACAAAGAAGUUAUUUCUAGGUUAAAUUCUGGCUUGAAACUUGAGUUAACGUACUUUAAUGGCGACUUAAGCUAUUUUAAAUGGAUUCAAAAAUUAUCACCAACUUAUGACGAUUUUACUAAGACAUUUACUUUUGUAUUUGAUGAUACUGACGACGACAUUAGUGAUACGUACGAUGGCCUAGUCAAACUGCACAGUGAUUAUAACAUCAAUCUUACAGUAUCAGUAUGGGUGGAAAGGAGUAAAGAUAAACGACGUAAGCGAAGUCUAAGUAAACUUGGAGCUGAAUUAGGAGAUUUAACUUUGUCGGAAUUGUUAAAUAAUGAUAUGUAUAAACAUGAAUUUGACCAUCGAAGUAACAUAUGGUUCAAACGGAAAGUGAUCAAGGUUGAAGACAAGGACUUUAUUUGCGUGAAACUUCAUAGUUUUACCAUUGAAGCAUGGAAGCUCUGUUAUAUUUUGGAUUAUUUUCAAUUUGAUACAGAAUGUUCAUGUUUGAGAAAAGGAUUUGAAUGUUACUAUUUAUGGGAUGCUAUUC